Messenger RNA from Peronospora matthiolae, 528 nucleotides. NCBI's taxonomy places the organism in Eukaryota, Oomycota, Peronosporomycetes, Peronosporales, Peronosporaceae. The record is from the annotation of a GenBank genome assembly.
AUGUCGGCAGACCCAGCUCCGACAUUGAAGAUACGCAGAGGAAAGAAAAAUUCGAAGUCAUGGACGCGUGCAGCACACAGGACGCGCAGCGCGGCGAAGCGUUCGCAGGUAUCUGGGGUUCAGGAGGAGCCAUCACGAGACGAAAGUGUGGUGGCUCACGUAUUUGAGCGAGACCCCAACAAUUAUGGUGAAGCGAUACGCAGCAGCAAACGCGAAGGCUGGGAGAAAGCUAUGCGUGAAGAGCUCGAAGCGCUCGAAGACAACGGCGUGUGGCGCUUGAUCAAGCGGCCAUCCGGAAGCAACACACUACACACCAAGUGGGUCUUCAAGACAAAGACGGACGCGAACAGCGACAUAGAACGACUCAAGGCGCGACUGGUCGCGUGUGGAAACGAGCAGGUCUUUGGUAUCGACUACCAGCUCACCUUCGCGGCAGUCAUGGACAUGUCUACGGUGAAGGUGCUUUUGGCUCUGGCGGCGACGUGGGGCGUACCCGCUAAACACGGUGAAUACCGAAUGCGUAUGUGA